Nymphaea colorata (pocket water lily) is the source of this 2328-nucleotide messenger RNA. Its product is annotated as ethylene receptor-like. Gene Ontology annotation, biological process: signal transduction; phosphorylation. The transcript has 6 exons. Gene Ontology annotation, cellular component: endoplasmic reticulum. NCBI's taxonomy places the organism in Eukaryota, Viridiplantae, Streptophyta, Magnoliopsida, Nymphaeales, Nymphaeaceae. The coding region runs from base 218 to 2122 and encodes 634 amino acids. The record is from RefSeq and is a predicted model, not a curated record. Gene Ontology annotation, molecular function: protein binding; ethylene receptor activity; ethylene binding.
GGACUAAUAAAUAGUCCGCAACUGAACACCCGCACACAGAUAGAGACUCUCUCUUUCUCUUUGUCCCCACCUCUCUCUCUCUCUCUCUCUCUCUCUAUCUAAACAUGCUAAAUCUCCGGCUCGAGAAUAGGGAAGGCAAACGAGGAGUAAAGCCAUGAAGUUCGAGGGGAUGUAGCACUACUUCCAGGAAUGUGACAUUAUACAUAUCUAUAAGAGGAUGGAGUCAUGUGAUUGUAUUGAGCCUCAGUGGUCUGCGGAUGAGCUAUUGAUAAAAUAUCAGUAUAUAUCAGACUUCUUUAUCGCUCUUGCUUAUUUCUCCAUCCCUCUUGAGCUUAUUUAUUUUGUCAAAAAGUCUUCAGUCUUUCCAUACAGAUGGGUUCUAGUGCAAUUUGGUGCAUUUAUUGUUCUUUGUGGGGCAACUCAUCUUAUCAACUUAUGGACAUUCAAUGCACACUCAAAAACAGUUGCAAUUGUAAUGGCUGUUGCUAAAGUUCUUACUGCAGUUGUGUCAUGUGCAACGGCCUUGAUGCUUGUGCACAUUAUUCCUGAUUUAUUAAGUGUAAAAACUCGGGAACUGUUUUUGAAAAACAAGGCUGCUGAGCUUGAUAGAGAGAUGGGCUUGAUACGAACCCAGGAAGAAACAGGCCGACAUGUGAGAAUGCUUACUCAUGAAAUUAGAAGUACCCUUGACAGAGAUACUAUACUGAAGACCACUCUUGUUGAGCUUGGUAGAACUUUGGCUUUAGAAGAGUGUGCCCUUUGGAUGCCUUCUCGAACAGGUUUGGAUCUUCAGCUCUCCCAUGCCCUUCGUUACCAGAAUACAGUUGGUUCCAUUGUACACAUCCAACAUCCAGUGGUGACUCAGGUCUUUAGUACCAAUCGGGCUGUCAAAAUUUCACCAAAUUGUCCCAUGGCCAGGGUUAGACCACUAUCAGGGAGAUACAUGCCUGGCGAGGUUGUUGCAGUACGUGUCCCACUUUUACAUCUGUCAAAUUUCCAAAUCAAUGACUGGCCAGAUUUUUCCACAAGACGUUAUGCUUUAAUGGUGCUGAUGCUCCCUUCAGAUAGUGCAAGGCAGUGGCAUGUCCAUGAACUGGAGCUUGUUGAAGUGGUUGCUGACCAGGUUGCAGUAGCUCUUUCCCAUGCUGCAAUUUUAGAAGAGUCAAUGCGGGCAAGAGAUAAACUCAUGGAGCAAAAUAUUGCACUGGAUUUGGCACGUAGAGAAGCAGAAAUGGCUAUUCGUGCUCGAAAUGACUUUUUGGCUGUUAUGAAUCAUGAAAUGCGGAUUCCUAUGAAUGCAAUCAUUGCAUUGGCUUCUUUACUUCUAGAAACUGAUCUAACUCCAGAACAGCGUCUGAUGGUGGAGACCAUUCUAAAAAGUAGCAAUCUUUUGGCGGCACUUAUUAAUGAUGUUUUGGACCUUUCAAGGCUUGAAGAUGGAAGCUUUGAGCUUGAAAAUGAAGUUUUCAAUCUUCACGCUGUCUUUAAAGAGGUUAUUAACCUGGUAAAACCCAUAGCCUUUGUGAAGAAAUUAUCUGUCUCGUUGAGUUUGUCUCCAGACUUACCAGAAUAUGCUGUGGGAGAUGAAAAACGCCUUAUGCAGAUUCUUCUCAAUGUUGCUGGUAAUUCUGUCAAGUUCUCAAAGGAAGGAAGCAUAUAUGUCAUCGCAAGUGUUGCAAAAGUUGAAUCUUUGAAGGAUGCUUGGCUUCCUGAUUUUCACCCUGUCUCAAGUGAUCGUCAUUUCUAUUUGCAAGUUCAGGUUAAGGAUUCAGGUUCAGGAAUUAGUCCACAGGACAUUCCAAUAUUGUUUACCAAGUUUGCACAGGCUGGUAACUCUGCAAAUAGAAAUCCUGGUGGCGCAGGGAUUGGUCUUGCCAUUUGUAAAAGGUUCUUGAAUUUGAUGGGAGGACACAUUUGGCUUGAAAGUGAGGGUUUGGGGAAGGGUUGUACUGCUAUUUUCUUUGUAAAGUUGGGAAUUCCUGAGAAUUCAAAUGAAGGUGCAUCACAAAUUGUUUCUGCAGUGCAGUCAAAUUUUCUUCGGAUAGAUAAUUCUGGAGUACAAGUGCUCGGAACAGACAACAGUGGAAUGGUGGUUUUACAAAGUCCCAGUAGUAUGAUUUAAAUGUAUAAGCAUUUGGCUGUCUGGUGCCAUUGUUUUGUAAUAUUAUGUGGAAAUAUCUGCAUCUCGCUCGCCUUCAGAUAAAAUAGCAUACAUAAAUAGAAAAUAUUUUAGUUUAUAAAUGUCAACGUGUUUACAUUGUCAAGAUACAUAUGGAGAUGGCGUGGUCCAUUCAAAAGUGGAGUUUAAUGCAAGUCUUUCAUCUGGUA